AUGGUGAAGAAAGAUUCUGAUGCAGAUGCAAGACUGAGGCAUAAAAUGAGUGUACCUAAGGUCUAUGACCUUAUGCAUUCAGUACAUGUCAAAAAAAGGAGAGACGAAAUAAUUGACCAACUAAACAACUGUGGCUAUGGAGGGAUGCUACAUAUCUGUAACUGGACAAGGAUCCACACCUUUUUUAUCGAUUGGGUUGUCAGAAGAUUUGAAAAGGAACAUAUGUGGAUAAGAUUGAGCGAUACGGAGGUCCUAGAGUUGAAAGAGGAUGAUGUGCAUAGAGUCUAUGAACUUCCAAUGGCUGGAAAGAAGAUAGACACUAAUCUUUGCUCUGAUGGAGCAAUUAGAAGGCUAAGGAAGGAAUUGGGAUUGACUGGAGAUUAUUCUCCAGUUGUGAAGGUUGCUGAAUUAGAAAGGAUACUGAAGACUACAGAAAAACCUAAAACAUGGGUGAAGGGUAUAAUUUGUUUCAUCAUUCAUAACAUUUUGUGCCCGACUAAUAAAGGCAAUGUGUCACUGCAGUAUGCAGAUAUUUUAGAAGAUCCAGCCGGUGUAUCUUCAUAUAACUGGUGCUCACAUGUUCUAGACUAUAUGAAAAAAGGCCUGCAAUCUCCAGGAGUUUUAAAUCCAUUAGCAGAUUUCCACUUCCUAAUGAUUAACUACAUGGAUAAAAUGGGGAAACGAAGCCCAUUUUUGACGGGCAAAUACAAGCGGCCAUCCCUUCGUGAUUGGGAUGUCAAGGCGGCAAACCAGGAACUUGCCAAGAUCCAUGAUAUCAUGGGGCUUGAAAAUGGAUUGACAGCCGGGGUAACAAGUCUGUACAGACCCGCAGAAGGUCCGCUUGUACUGUGUUUUGAUGCAGACACAUGCCCACUGUCUAAGGUAAAUGUUAUUGCUCUUAUCCCUCUUAUGGUUUCCAACAAAAUGACACCGGAAACAAACAAUGUUGGACUCACAUUAACACAGGAAACUAUCAUCAAGUUUCCGGAGUUUUUUGAUGGGGCUGAAGCUUCAAACGCAGGGUUCGAUAAAAAUCAUUCAGUGUCACAAGGAACAGAUUCAGUUACACAGGAAACUAUCUCCAAGUUUCCAGAAUUUUUUGAUGGGGCUGAAGCUUCAUAUGCAGAGUUGAAUAACGAUGAUUUAGUGAAAAAAGAUUCAGUGCCACAGGAAACAUGUUCUGAGCUAGUGUUGGUACCAGAUGCGAUGCAUCAGGAGAACCCUACAAAAUCUGACUCGAAUGUAGUCAUAAAUGCAACUCCAUUAAAGUCAAUAAAGCCAGAUGAAAUAAUUGACUUGGACAAUGUCACUCCAAAGAAAAGAAAAAAGCAUAAUAUGCUUUAUUCUGAUAAUACAUAUCCUGAGCGUCGACGGGCGGUGAAGAAAUCGAAAUACCUUGCAAGCCCAUAUGAUGACGCUGUCCACAAGUCUGCUGCAACGGAGUUGCAGAAAAAAUUAUCAACAUAUGCUUGGAACCCGGAGCUUGAUAAGGAUCACAUUAUGUACUGUUCAGACAACAAGGCUCAUUUGUAUUCUCUACAAAGGGCUGACUUCUGGACACUUCAAAAGGAUGAAUGGGUAUCAUGCUUUGUCAUAAACAGUUGGGUUAAUUGUUUAAAUUGGAAUCAGCAGGACAACAUUGUUGGAACAAAAUUGAUUUGA
Molecule: messenger RNA, 1662 nt
Organism: Trifolium pratense (red clover)
Lineage: Eukaryota; Viridiplantae; Streptophyta; Magnoliopsida; Fabales; Fabaceae
Exons: 7
Coding region: 1-1662 (553 amino acids)
Source: RefSeq, a predicted model, not a curated record